Molecule: messenger RNA, 2121 nt
Organism: Gekko japonicus
Lineage: Eukaryota; Metazoa; Chordata; Lepidosauria; Squamata; Gekkonidae
Gene: KCTD6
Product: potassium channel tetramerization domain containing 6
Exons: 3
Coding region: 145-858 (237 amino acids)
Biological process (GO): protein homooligomerization
Molecular function (GO): protein binding
Source: RefSeq, a predicted model, not a curated record
CCCGAGUAGACGAAAGCGCGCUCGAGAAAAAGGGAAGGUUCUCUCUCCAGCCGCAGCGUUGAGGAGGAAUAAGUGGCGAAUUGUACAGCCUUUCAAAAGACUUCCAAGUAAAUUCAGGCUUGCGUCAACCGAGCAUCGGAACAGAUGGAUAAUGGAGACUGGGGAUAUAUAAUGACUGAUCCAGUCACUCUAAAUGUGGGCGGUCACCUGUAUACGACGUCACUCACCACUCUCACGAGGUAUCCUGAUUCGAUGCUGGGGGCCAUGUUCAGGGGAGACUUCCCUACAGCCAGAGACUCUCAAGGCAAUUACUUCAUCGACCGGGAUGGGCCAUUGUUCCGGUAUGUUCUUAACUUUUUACGGACAUCAGAGCUAACUGUGCCUAUGGACUUCAAAGAGUUUGACCUGCUUCGGAAAGAAGCAGAUUUUUAUCAGAUUGAACCCUUAAUCCAAUGUCUUAAUGAUCCCAAACCUUUGUAUCCUGUGGAUACGUUUGAGGAGGUGGUGGAGCUGUCCAGCACACGCAAGCUUUCAAAAUACUCCAACCCGGUGGCAGUGAUCAUAACCCAGCUGACCAUCACGACCAAAGUCCAUUCGUUGCUGGAAGGCAUUUCCAACCAUUUUACUAAGUGGAAUAAGCAUAUGAUGGACACUAGAGACUGUCAGGUUUCUUUUACUUUUGGGCCAUGCGAUUACCACCAGGAAGUCUCUCUCAGAGUUCAUCUGAUGGAGUACAUCACAAAGCAAGGCUUCAGUAUCCGAAACACGAGGGUUCACCACAUGAGCGAACGAGCCAAUGAAAAUACAGUCGAACACAACUGGACUUUCUGCAGACUGGCACGGAAAACGGAUGACUGACUUCCUUACGCCGCCCUCCCCUUCUACCCCCCACCCCCAUUUAUUCUCCAAAAACUAGCAGCUUCUCAGAACAGUGGGCUCAGUUCAGUAGUCCCCUUCUGCUUGCUGAAAGAUCUUAAGUUGGAGAAAGGAGCCCAUCUUCUACUGGAAGUUGUAUUGGAUCCAGAGCAAAGAUUUGCAGAUCUUUCUGGAUUUCCUCACUGCCCCAGCAGUCCUUUCCAACCCUGGGAAAAAUUGUUCCUCUGGUUGCAGGACUUGUGGGGUAAUAGCCACCUCGGUCGAGAGGCUGAAAGUCAGGAAGGGGAAGGCAUGGAAUCACUCCCUGCUUCCUCUUCUAUUUGCUGUGCUCUGCUCAUCAAAGAGUCAGGAGGAAGUGAUUUUUGUCCCUCCCCCCCCUCCUGAACCCAUGAGGCUGUAACUUCAUAUGGGUCAGACAACCCUGUGAAUAAACUUUCCCAGAGAUGAAAGGGACUGCGGGGGUGGGGGUGGGAGCCUGGAAGAUUGGCAAGCAUCAGCACCUUCUGCUGACCAAUCACAGGGUCCAACCCAAUAAAUGCAACCCAAUGUGUUGGUGAUGGGAGUUGGGCUUUGUCUUAAGCAACAUCAGAGGCUCCCUCUUUUUUUGUUAUGAAUAUUUAUUACUGACUUAUGGACUGGAGAACUGACACGCUCUGGCCCUGGCCUGUCUUGUCUUUUGUCAACGUAUGCAUGUGCCUGCUCGAACUGUCAAGACACUUCGUUACAAAGGAGGAAACAUCGCAGAAUAACUACAGUAGGAUACCAUUUCUUUUGUGUUGUCCACACACUACAGUGUAAAGUGCUAAAUUUUAAAAAAUCACCUCCUGUUUUAAACAGUGUUUAUUUCAUCUCAUGCUAUUAAAAAACAAACAAACAGUGGGAACAAAACAGAGGGCCCUGAUCCCCUGGGAAAGUCUCCUGUGCAAGCUGUGUUGAAAUGAAGGGGAAUGGUGGAAGAGGCACAUGUGAAUGAAAAGUUCCUUCUGGACCAUGCCCGGAAUGUUAGAAGUUCAGUGGAGAGGAAGGAGCUACCAUCAUGUAAUCUAAUCUAGUUUUCCUAAACAAAUAAGCAAGCAGUAUUAUAAUUUAGUGACCAACAAACAAACCACUUCCCUUGUUUUCCCCCCCAAGUGCAGCAUUUUACAGUUACAAUGUUUUUCCCUAUGCAUUAUAAAUCAAGCAACCAAAUAUAAUGUGCAGCUACAAAAAAUGCAUUUAUACUGGAUUCUGAAUGCAAAAAAAAAA